Molecule: messenger RNA, 3253 nt
Organism: Fundulus heteroclitus (mummichog)
Lineage: Eukaryota; Metazoa; Chordata; Actinopteri; Cyprinodontiformes; Fundulidae
Product: protocadherin alpha-4-like
Exons: 2
Coding region: 32-421 (129 amino acids)
Source: RefSeq, a predicted model, not a curated record
AUGUGUCUUUUUGCUUUUUAGCUCAGUGCACAUGGAAGAGUCUUCAGUCAUGCAGGGAGCCCAGGGAGUCCUGGUACAGAACUGGCCCACUGCAUCGAGCGCUGCUGAUGGUGAAGGAGGAGAGGUUUCGCCACCUAUGGGUGCCGGCGUUGACAGCAACAGCUGGCACUUUCGCUACGGCCCGGGUGGUCCCGGAGCUCCCCCACAGCACCUGAAGCCUGGAGAGGUUCCUCCAGAAGCGUUUAUCAUUCCUGGCUCCCCGGCCAUAAUUUCCAUCAGACAGAACCAGGGAGGGGAGGACGACAAGAGCGACUUCAUCACCUUCGGAAAGAAAGAGGAGGCCAAGAAGAAGAAGAAGAAGAAGAAGGAAAAGGAGAAGAAAGACAAGAAGGAUAAAGGGAAGGAUGACGGCGAUGAGUAAAGCAGAGAGCAGAAAAUGCAUAAAAUGGCUACGGAGAAAAGGGGGUUGUUAAAACAGAGGUACCAACCAAAGUUCACUGGGCAAAAUGAGAAAAUUUUAUUCUGUUAUCCAUUAAUGCUGAUAAAGUUUCAAAGCUUUUUGUCUCAUGAUUUUGGCCUUACCAAGAUAUAGUUUACCUUCAGUUACAUACUGAUGUAAAUUAUUUAUCUUGCCUUUUAUACGAUUAAUGACACAGCAAAAGAAAACGAUUGUUGGGUUUUUUUUCUCUCCAUGCCCCAAUGUGCCUACGCACCCUGAGUCUACUUUUAUUAUCCUUUUGGAAGUGGAAGCCCCAGUCUUACCCUUGUGUUGUUUUUAUUUUCUCCUUUAACCCACUGGGCACGUUGGCACCUCUGUCUUAUCCCCUCCCCAACGACAAUGUGUAAAGAUUUCUCUAAUCGAAGAGACCAGUACGUUGAACAAGAACAACCUAAAGCUGUGCCAGCCAAGGAAAAAAAAAAAAGGAAACAUGAAGAAGAUUGACACAGAUGCAUGCAGUCUGGAGCUGGACACACUCUACUUGUAAAUAGCACAAACAAGAGUCACUGAAACUAAAGGCUAAACUGACACUGCUGCAAAUUCACUGGUAAUUACCAACAGUGUUCCCUGGAAUCUCAAUGAAGCCACAUGCGCACACACUAACGCAUUCAAACAUGCAAACAGCGUCUUAUUACCCAUGAGACAAUGGACACAGGAAGCACCUGAGGCCUAGCAAGAGGUGGGUGAGGGAAAAUAUGAGAGAAAAGACUGGCUUAAAACUGGACACUGCAAGUUCCUCGCCCUGCACAGUCACUUCUUUAGGGUGCAGAUGUACAUCAACUCUCUCAGGAUGGAAGCAGAACCAUUUGCAAUUGCUCUAUAUUUGCUUUGAGGAGAAACAAUGAGCUUUAUCUUCUGCAAGAGCCCCAACUGAGGAGUCAAGAGACCCCUGGAAGGAUGGAGAAAAGAUGGGGAGACGGUUCACGUUCUCCGGACCAUCACAGAGGGUUGAGUGCAGCUGAGGUGGCUUUAUAUAGUGGACUCUGAAGAUACCUUACAGAGUAUUUGGAGAAAUUUUGAUAUCACCUCUUCUUCUCCUCCUUUUUGCAGCAGCAGCUGAAUGCUUUCUGCUUUGAAUGUUUGGUAGCAACCAAUCCUUACCUGACACCUUGAGUUUACAGAUGAUCUCCUGCUUGUAUUUGUUCCCGGCCGCCACAAAACCAAAAUUUAUUGAAAUCACUUUUUAUUUGCUCGUUACCCAUCCUGCUGACAGCCUCUCAUGUAAAACUUGUGAAAUGUCUUCUUUUUGUUCUUUUAAGAGAUUCAAUAAUUCCUGUUCUGGUGUUUUAGUUUUUUUUUUUCUUCCUCUUCUUCAUAGCUUUAAUUGCUUUAUGCUUUACAUGCUCACCUCACCUUUAUCCUCAGACACCCACUCGACCCCCUGCUCUGAUGGCCUGCUCUGAACAUUGUGGUGUGCUGAGAACAGCAUGGAGUAAUGUGGACGAGGCCCAGGGAGAACCAAACAGGGCUCUGCACCCUGAACCCUUGUCAGAUGCUUCUCAAGUGCAAAAUGGUUCAGUGCUUUUAACUUGUGUAUACUACAGUAUGUGGUUCAUUUCCUGUUUGUAGAUAAUCAUGAGAGGAGGCAUGGUGGGAUAGGGCUGAUUACAGGGACUGUAAAGAAAUGGGAUAGAGUGAGGAGUGAUUUAGGAAAAAAAAUGGAUUCACCAACUUGAUUGUUUAGGAACAUUAGGUCACAUACUAGCUUCUAUGUACGCUGUAAAUGUAGCGUAGACUUUUCAGAUUGUCUGAACAGUAGUUACUGAAACUUGAGAAAUAUUGGGCACAUGGGGAUUUAUUCCCUGAGCUUUAUCCCACCAACUCUUCUCGCAGACGGUUUUUGAAAAGGGGCACGCACGUGCCUCAAGACCUGCUUCUGUUGGUUACCCUCCCGUUGCCUGUAACUUGUUGCCACGUCCCAAAAGUUUUGCGGAUCAGUAUGACGUCACUCCAUUAAGUGGCUGCUGCAUGUACUGCUCUACGGAAACAAACACUAUAUAGAGAAAUAUAUAUAUAGAUAGAUUGCUCUGAUUUUAUUCUUUUGUAUCAUUAUUAUUUUUUCUUCAUUCUUCGCACAGGAAAUAUCUGUAUGUACUGCUGUCGCUGCCAAGCAUCUAUGUACCACAAUGUUCACCCUCCACAGAUGUUUUAUGGCAUCCACUAACCCUCUUUAGGUAUUUGUAAAUGAUAUAGUGUGAUACCUUUCGAUUGCAAGUUUAUUUUUCUCUCUUUUUCCUACAGUGGUUUUGCGUUUGAACACAAGCAAAGCAAGGAAAAAAAGUUUUAAAAAAGCGAAAGAAAAAAAAACUAUCACUCUGUCUCUGGCUUUGACAUGACAAUUUAACUCUGUAUUAUUGUAACUGAAAUAUGUAUGAUUCUAUGAAGAGCUAUCACUUCCCUUUCACUAUCAUUAUAAUAAACAAAAAUGAAAGAAAAAAAUCCAGUGAAAAACAAUUAAAAGCAAACAAAAAAAAGGGUAUAUGUUAGUGUAUUCCUGUGUUUAGUGAGUGUUCAUGCUGUCAUUCUUUCCCGAUGUAUGGUGGUGAACUAUGGUGGCCAUGCGCUGUCCUGAUUGGACUAGCGGAGAUAUGUUGUAAAACCUUUUUUGUACACCUUCUCAUCAACUGUAACAGUGAAAAGUAGUGGAUUUCAUUUAUUUCAUUUAGUUUUCAAGCUUUUUAUUUUACCUAAAUGGAAACAGUGGUAAUGUGUUUGGUUUAAAAAUCACAAAUAAAAUUUUCUUUCUGAUGCGUA